Messenger RNA from Salvelinus fontinalis (brook trout), 7066 nucleotides. Its product is annotated as platelet glycoprotein V. The transcript has 2 exons. NCBI's taxonomy places the organism in Eukaryota, Metazoa, Chordata, Actinopteri, Salmoniformes, Salmonidae. The coding region runs from base 62 to 2053 and encodes 663 amino acids. Gene Ontology annotation, molecular function: protein binding. The record is from RefSeq and is a predicted model, not a curated record.
AUAUAAGGAAACAAGAGCAACACAACAAUUCUGCUGUGGUGCAUCUCGUUUGAAAGGCACCAUGUGGAGCGUAUUACUCUUUCUCUUGGUCCAGCCUUUGCUCACCGACAGCAUGGUCUGCCCUAGCAGCUGCAUGUGCAACCUAGAGGGGGCCGUCAAAUGUGUGGGCAACAUCAGGGACGUGCCCAAAGGCAUGCCCACCAACAUGUACCUACUUCAGCUGAAUGGCACCAACAUGAAGGUUCUGAACGAACAGAGUCUGGCCAUGUUGCCCCUUAUGCUGCGUUUAGGCAUCAGCCACAGCCCUCUGGACACCAUCCACCCUGAGGCCUUCCAUGUGGCCCCGCAGCUCCUCUCGAUCAAGCUGUCAUCCAACGCCCUCUCCAGCCUCCCUUCCCGGGUGUUCAGCCGCUUGGUCAGCCUGGAGCAGCUGCAUCUGGAUGACAAUCGUCUGGCGUCCAUCGCUCCCGUGUUGUUUGAGGGUCUGGCCAACCUGCACGAACUGGACGUCAGUAACAACGCCAUCGCUCACCUCGCCCCCAAUGUUUUCCACGGACUGAGUAGCCUGCGCUAUCUCAACUUGGGGAGAAACUCCCUGCAGCAGCUGCCCCCCACCUUGUUCCACUCAUUGACGCGGUUGCAGUUCCUCAUGCUCUACAACAACAAGCUAGAGCGGCUGGAGGUAGGCGCCUUCGAUGAGCUGGCCAACCUCCUGGAGCUCAAACUGCACAACAACCAGAUCGCCCACAUCCCCCCCGAGGUGUUCUGGGCCCUAGGCAACCUCAUGACCCUCACCAUGUCCUCCAACCAGCUCCAGGGCGUCCCGAAUGAAAGCUUCUACCACCUUCCCAAACUCACCAAGCUCACCAUCUACAAAAACCCUCUGCUGUCACUGCCUAAUAAGUUGAUGGGCCAAAUGCCCGGGAUGAAGGAAUUCUACCUGUAUGCCACCAACCUCAGCACCGUGCCCUGGAGCCUGUUUGCCAACAUGAGCGGGAUGGAGAGGCUCUCCCUGCACCUCAACAACAAGCUGAGGGAGCUGCCCCCUGACCUCUUUUGCUGCCUGCCCAACCUCCAGAAGCUUUCCCUCAAGUCCAACGACAUCCAGGAUCUACAUCCAGAUAUCUUCUCCAAGCUGGCCAAUAUGAACACUCUGCUCCUGAAUGACAACAAACUCCGCUCCCUUUCUGAGGACAUAUUUAAGGGCAACCCCAGUUUGGCCAGCAUCGAGCUGAAGAACAACCAGCUGCGGACCCUUCCGGGGGAGGUCUUCUCUACUGCAGGGGGUUUAAGGGUUGUUACUCUGAGUGGCAACCCAUGGGACUGCAGGUGUGGCAUCAGAGACAUUGCAAGAUGGAUAAAGCUUAAUGAAGGCAUGGUUAGUGAUCUGACGGAUGUGAUAUGUCGUAAUCCGUACCCUCUACUUCUCCGCCCACUUGGUUCCCUACUCGACGAAGAGUUUAAGUGUGACGUUACCACACCCUCGAGCAGCCGCACCACCCGCUCUUCGAUUGAACUCAUCCAUGUCGUUUCCACUACAGCUCUUGAGGAGCAAGAGGCUGUAGAAUUCACACCCACAACUACUGCACCCGAGGCUCCAUCAACCCGACAAACAGAAAAUCCUACCGAGAGUGUCAGGUUCACCACACCUGGGUUGAGGCGCACAACAGCUGCUACACCGACCGCCGACGUUCUCGACAUUCUUGAAGACGACUAUAUAUUCAAGCCUAUGGGCACUGAAUCGCUCCCCGUCCAUUUCCUAUCCCCGCCCUUUCACGACAAGCUGGUGUUUGAGAACGGGCUCGAGUUUGUGCACAACAUCCGCCUGAAGGGCUGGGUUUACCUGUGGACGCUGCCACCCAAUGGGGCUUACGUUGGGUUCCUCAUGGCUCUCCAUAUCCUUCUAGUGGCCACAGGCGUGGCCCUGAUUCUGGCUGCCAUGUACGGGAUGUACCGUCUCCACCAGGCCACGGAAGACCUAGGAGCAAUACUCACAAACAGGAAACACACCAUCAUAUCAGAGAGGAAGCAGAAAGACCCAGAUGAACUGUAGCUUCACCAAAUGCGAAGAUACAGCACAGUAUGUGUCGAGAGUAUCGUUGUGGUGAAACAGUUUUUAAAAGAACAGUGGAACAAAACCUUGGAAAUCUGUCAAUGUAAAGCACAAGCCAACGUUGUCUGCAUUGUGUGAAGUUCUUUAGUAUUAGAAGAGUGUAGCUGACGAUUUAUUCAUUAGGCAUAUCUCGUCUCCUCCCAGUGGUAGAAGCUUUGAACAACAGGACCAAAUAAUGAUCCUCUCAGGGGGAGAGGACAGUCACAACAUUGGUCCAAAGAGCCAGACAAUUAUAGAAUUAGGCAAGCUCUUUUUUAUUAUUAUUGUGAAAAUAACGGAUGUCGGUAUUGAUGACUACAUGGACCUAGCGAACAGUUUCUCAAUUUUAUUGGGUGGAACCAUAUGUCCACUAAGCAGUGGGUAAAAUUCACCUCUGGAGUACAAGCUAAGCAACCUUGUAUUACUCCUAGGAAUUUGCCAGUCUCUAUCAUAGGAUAGUCAAAGCAUAUGCUUAAAUUAAUGGCCAUAUGGUGACAGUAUGCAUUCUUUCAGCGAUACAAAGAUUGGCAACAUCUAACCAGUGGAAAAUAACGUUGUCGUGGCUUAUUAGUUAGACAGAAACGUGUCAGUUGAUAGAGGUCAUACUGUUUCUGCAGCUGGGGAAAGUAAGACUAACAGCAUGAAUAAAAAUGUCCUGAUGACAUAGGAUUAUCUUAUUCCUGCCUUUCCCACUAGCAGCUAUGAGGGAUCCUAAUAUGCCUGUAUAUCACACACACACACACACACACACACACACACACACACACACACACACACACACACACACACACACACACACACACACACACACACACACACACACACACACACACACACACACACACACACUUACAGAGAGACAACAAUGUAAGUGAGGUACUGAUAUCUUACUAUUUAACUGCUCAGAGACAUCUUGGUAGGCCGACAGGUGUGAAUUCUGAAAAUUAGGUGUCUUUUGGAUGACCCCCACACAUCACAAGACCAAUUGCAGUCAUUUAAAUGUAUUAACACAUUGAAAAAAAGCAGAAACAAGGUGUUAAGCUUCAUGUAUUGUAGGUGAGCUGAUGCUUUUCUUUUGACUCACGGGACACUACGAAACAGGUACGAUGAGGCUCCUAUCUCAGUCCUAAAAAUGGGAAGCUCAAGUACACCAUUUCUCAAUAUCAUAGUGUAGUAAGACAUUUUUUGUUUGGAAAUGUUCACUGCAAUGUUUCCUUCCGAAACAAAAACAAGCAUCCACAUGAAAAACUGUAUCAGGCAUUGGCAUUCAUUUAUCACCAUGUACAAAGUUGCCUAUAAAACAUUUGCUUUAUUCCCUUACUCUUGUGUUGGCAGAUCAUUCUUAUGUAGGCUAUUUGAGAACUACACUGUUAAAAUAGAAAGACUCAAAACACCAUCAUUGUGUUGUGAAACCAUGAAAAGUAGUUCACGUAAGCUGAGAUCUGGUGUUUGGAGGGUGUUUGAAUGUAAACCCAAUGCCAGUGGUAUAAUACGGUGAAAAUAUUUGAAAACAGAAUGGAGAUUCAGAAAGUGGUUCUUCAAUUUGAAUAUUGGUGUUAAGAUUGUCUUGUGAAAACCAUUUCUGGUGUUUCAGUGCAUGUAAAAGGCAGCAUCUAAACACAAAAAGCAUGUUUUGGCAGACUGUCUCUCAUACAAUCAAAUGGUUUUGAAAUGACAAUGGUUUAUAGCGUAAAUAUUGAUUGGGGAUGAUUUUAUUUGAGUUGAAAAAUUUAAGAAAAUCCUGGGAAUUGAAUACUUUUCCUAGGGUAGACAAUGGCACUAAUUAUAGGCUACUGUUGCCAGGCCCAUUGUGAGAUUAUAAUGACGUUACAAAUCAAAAUGACAACUCUUUAUGUUGUCAAAACAUUGUCUUAGUCCACUCAGUCAGUCUUCAGGACUAAACUGUUGUGCUGAACCACCCUUCGUAUACUGAGCACACCGGGCCCGAUUCAGACUUGCGAUAGACUUAACAUGGACUCAAUAAAAUAUUAACUCAAAAAUGUUAAAGUCCAUGUUAAAUCAACUUUUCUUCAUUUUUUCUGUGCUUUGUUUAGAAAGAUUAGCAACAAGAGACUGAUUAAAUAGUGAAUUCUACCCACUCAACCACACAGCCACGUACCGUGUGAAGAACUUGGGCCCCCAUAUCAGAAUGUUUAGAUUAAAGGCAAAAUUUGAACUUCAGACAUUGUGCUGCUUUACUGUUUAGAAUUCCUCCAGUCUGGGGCAUGGAGGUGGAGAGAGGGCAUUCGUGUCUGGUGUGCCCUCUAAGCAAACUCUAUGGUCAAGUAUAAAAACAGGCAAGGAUGCGGGCACCUCCCCUUUAUUCAGGUCCUUCACGAACUCAUACAGGAAAGAGCACAACAAACUCUAAGGUGAAACUCUCCAAAAUAAUCCAAGAAAGUAUGCGUCAAUGACAAUGCGAGUACAAAACGUUAUUACAUUGAAGAAAGAAACAGAAAAGGAAUUCACUCAACAAGAACUAGCCAGCAGAUCUGACCCACUUGCUUACAGCUAGUGAUGUUACGUUUGAUACCGGCGCUCCAAGGUAUGCGCCGAAAUCGCUAAGCAGCUAACCUCUAAGAUGUCUGCCGAUGCGUGUAUGACUUUAUCAGCAGUACGUUAUCAAUGACCUCUGAAGCUUUGUUUGAUCACGUGCUUUUUCAAACCGUAUGUUGCCAAACGCAAGAUCCCACUGAUCACGCCGUUGUUCCGGUGCCUUUUCCGAUUCCAAGCUGAUUUCAAACACUGACCUCUACUGGACACCGUACAUACAAAUACAGUUAGGAUUUUGUACAAAACGUUUCACCUAACCGGUAGCUUAGCAGAUAGACGAGGGAACUAUGUAACAGUCAUGGACGUGAGGGUUCGAGUCGAAUCCCUUUGAAGGCACACUAUUUAGAAAAGUAUUCUUUCUGCACUGUUGCUCAAAUUUGUUUUAUAUAGUAUAGUAUAAGCUUCUGUCUUAUGCAUCCUAAAUAGUGCCAUAGAUUAAGUUUUUGCAAAAUAGUCAAGCAUGAUGUAAACCUAGUAUUCCAACUGAUUAGGCUACUAAAGCCAACGACAUACCGCUGGCCCACGAUGCUAUAAUGAAAACAAUGGGGGGAAAAAUAUCAAUUCAAUUCAAUUGACUUUAUUGACAUGGCAAGUUCAUUAUUACUUACAUUGUCAAAGUAUACAUAUCGAAAAAUAAAAAUCAAAUAUAUAUGUAUAUAUAUAAUAUAUAUAUAUAUAUUUAUAUAUAAAUAAAUGGUGGGACCAAUAGUAAUAAUAAUAGUAGUAGUGGACAUGGGAUUACCAUUAACAACAACUACAACAACAAUAUUAAUCAGAACAACAAUACAUUAAAUCAAUGGUAGUAGACCAGUGCCAAUAUGACUUGAGAAGACAUAUGACCUGGUAUGAAAGUAUCUUAGUCCACUCAAAUAUCUCUGAUAAUCACACACUGCUAUUUAUUGCUGACCAGCAGAGGUCACUAAUGUGCAUUGUGAACAUAAUAAAGCUCUGCGUAAUUAACCGUUUUUCGGCACAAUUUGGUGAAAGCGCCGAAGCCUUAAGAAAGCCUCGGUUUCCCAUCACUACUUAUAGCUGCACUAGGGUCAGACAGGCUUCCUGUGUAGAUUAAGACACCCCGGAGCUGGCGCGAGAUAUGGCUCGGAAAACGCACCUCAAUUCAGGGAUGAGAAAUGUGUUGUAUUUCGAAUUGUCCUCUUAUCCCAGCUGUUACACCGAAAAGAUUGAAAACUGUUGUUUUUAUCCGCAUGCUAGCUAGUAGCCACAGCAGCCAUUGUGGAAGGGCAUGUCGCAUUGAACAACAAAGGAGCUGAUUUGUUGACACUGCCAUUCCUAAAUGGCUGCUGUUGCUUCUGCUACCUAAUAUUAGGACGAAAAGGACUGUUUUCUGGAAAACUCGUUAAACUCGCAUUCGUUAAAUCUUCUACGCGUACCAGUUGGGAUAAUGGGACAAUUAGGAGUACAAGGCAUUUCUCAUGCCUGGAUUGAGGUACGUUUUCCGAGCAAUAUCGCGCCGGCUCUGCAGUGUCUUAAUCUACACAGGAAGUCUGUCCGACUCUUGUACAGCUGUAAGCAAGCGGGUCGGAUCUGCUGGCUAAACAAGGGCAUUUGUUUUGAGUAGCAUUUCGGCUGCUAAUGGUUGCUGUAUGCUUAUAGUUCAAGUCAAACAGACAUUUUGAUUCAUUGAUUCGUUUUCUUAAUGCUACAUUGUAGUUAGCUGACACGUCAUGCAGAUGUUUUUAUGCAAAUGGAGGCCUGUUUUUUGCAUGCCAAGUAUUAUUUUUGUUUGGCUUGCCUACUAGCUUUAUAUAUUGUUUGAUGCCUGCACCACAUGCUAUAUUUUACACUAAAUAGCCACUGCCAAUUUAGCCUGCUCUAGCGUUGGCCUGCCUCACCAUAUGUUACCGCAUCCCCCUUUUGGCAUUCAUAUUGUUCUGUUGUUGCUAUAUUUACAAAGCUUCAUUAAUUGUAUAUGCAUUUUGCUAUUGAUGUUUAAUAAUUGUAUAUUCGUAUAGCAAUUUAUGAAUAUUAUAGCAGUUAAUAACUUCAUUAUGCAUUCAUGCACGAUCAUUAUUGCUUGUUAUUAUUAUUUGCCUGCAGAUAAACAUACAUACUACGUUACCAACAGGCUGGCCAUACCUAACCAAAGGAAUCAAGACAAUGAUCACAGACUAAUGCCAUCUGACCUGUCAACUGUCAAUCAUAUCGUUAAACUCAACUGUACUGUGAUUCAAUACAUCUGAACAACCUUCCAUGUACCAUCUUUUGAAUAUAAAGACUCGGGUCAAGUACAUUAGCCUAAUGGAUGACUGGUGUAUCGCAUUGAGCCCUGGGCUGAAUUUUUGUAUUAGUAGUCAUUGCCUGUAUUUUUGUCCAUGAAUCUGAAAUAUAAUGCCAUAUUUCCCUUGAUUUAGAAGAAUAUGAUUAACACCUUACAGAUAUUUGAACUGUCUUAAAGAAUAA